AUGCAUUUAGAAACCUUUCAUUAUAAGACAGACCACUCCCUACAAACUGUGACAAUCGCAAAGCCUCCACGGCAAAUCCCCUCUACUGAGGGCUACUGGGUUAUACUCAUCCGUGGCGGCGCCUGGCAUGACCCAAUCCAAGCCUCACUCGACUUCCUCACCCCUACUAUAACAGCCCUCGCCUCCUCAUGUGGCACUGUUUCUCUCCCCAUCGCUGCAUUUGCAUCUAUCUCCUACCGUUUAGGCCCUCACCCAGACAAUAUCCAUGACGUCCAAGCUGCCCUCGCUUCCCUGCAGCGCAAAUUUGGAUUUGGUUCCAGAUACAUUUUUGUUGGGUGUAACUGCGGUGCCACGCUCGCCUUUCAGUCCGUGAUGGGCCGGUUUCGCUCUAAAGAAUCCGAGUGGACAUAUGCAUCUCCAGCAGUGAUCGUGGGAGUAGCGGGUGUUUAUGAUCUAAAGAUGCUCCAGAACAGCUGCAAGGAUGAUCCUGCAUGUCAAAGUUUUAUCGAGCGUGCAUUCGGAUCGGACGAGGCUGUUUGGGAUGAUGUCUCUCCUGCUACCGUGGAGGGGUUGGAUGGUGUUGAGGGCGGAUGGGAUGCGGGUCAUUAUGCUCUUCUUGCGGAUCCACGUACAGCCGGACCUAUUGAGCUUGCUCAGAGAGAUGCAAUGAAGGACGGUGCGUUGGCUCGGUGGUUGCGCGCUGGCGGCUCCGGCGAUAGGAGGAUUGGGAGGCUUCCGCUUGAUGGCGAGGGUAGCGAGGUCUGGGGAAAUGGAGGGGAACUUGCCAGAGCCAUUACGUUUGCUCAUGAAAGAUUACAGAUGGUGAUAACUCACAUAUCCGAAAUGAAGCAAUUAAGCUCGCAGGCCGAGUGA
This is a messenger RNA of Aspergillus terreus NIH2624, 873 nucleotides long. RefSeq lists its product as uncharacterized. The record is from RefSeq and is a predicted model, not a curated record. The transcript is spliced from 2 exons. Lineage: Eukaryota; Fungi; Ascomycota; Eurotiomycetes; Eurotiales; Aspergillaceae. The coding region runs from base 1 to 873 and encodes 290 amino acids.